Molecule: messenger RNA, 1182 nt
Organism: Cadophora gregata
Lineage: Eukaryota; Fungi; Ascomycota; Leotiomycetes; Helotiales; Ploettnerulaceae
Gene: RAD10
Product: ssDNA endonuclease and repair protein rad10
Exons: 1
Coding region: 1-1182 (393 amino acids)
Biological process (GO): meiotic mismatch repair; mitotic recombination; nucleotide-excision repair
Cellular component (GO): ERCC4-ERCC1 complex; nucleotide-excision repair factor 1 complex; nucleus
Molecular function (GO): damaged DNA binding; single-stranded DNA binding
Source: RefSeq, a predicted model, not a curated record
AUGGACGACGACGAAUUCGGCGCUGACGCAGACUUCCUCGCAGCUCUAGCAGCAUCAGUAAAUCCAGCUCCAUCUCGUAUCCAACAACCUAUCCCUCAACGACUCGACCGCGCCCCUCCACCUGCAACGACUAACUCCUCCGGCGCUUCUAAAGUAAUACAGCCAACGCCUCAAGCUAUAGCCUCGCGAACAACCGGGUCCUCGAUCCUCGUCUCCCCUCGCCAGAAAGGCAAUCCAAUCCUCACGAACCUCCGCUCCUUCGCCUGGGAGUACUCUGAUAUCCCCGCGGAUUACGUCCUCGGCGCCACGACCUGCGCCCUCUUCCUCUCUCUCAAAUACCACCGCCUACACCCGGAGUACGUAUACAACCGCAUCAAAGGCUUGCAAGGGAGAUACAAUCUACGUGUUCUUCUCACACUUGUCGAUAUCGGGAAUCACGAGGAGAGUCUGAAAGAGCUGUCCAAAACAAGUCUGGUUAACAAUGUCACGGUGAUAUUAUGUUGGAGCGCGACGGAGGCGGCUAGAUAUCUGGAACUAUACAAGAGCUACGAGUUUGCGAAUUCCAGUGCGAUUAGAGGGACGGAGAGUAAAGGCUAUGCGGAGAAGAUGGUGGACUUUGUAACUGUGCCGAGGAGUAUUAAUAAAACGGAUGCGGUCUCGCUAGUUAGUGCGUUUGGGAGUAUCAGAAAUGCGAUCAAUGCGAGGCCGGAGGAGGUUGCUAUUAUAGGCGGAUGGGGUGAGAAGAAGGUCAGGAGGUGGUGCGCUGUUGUUGACGAGCCCUUUAGAGCAAGGAAAGCGACGAAGAAAGGCGCGGGGAGUACUGCCGGAGAAAGUAUACUGGACAGAGCACUGCCGCUGAGUAUAGUCCCUUUGAGGAGUAUGCCCUCUGCCGGGGAAGAUGCUACUCCUGGAACUGUGACGUCUCGAGUCAUGCAGAAGAAGUCGCAGGAACUCCAGGGCUCAAGAACGACCCCCGGGUUAGCGGAACAGUUCCAUCUCUGGGAUCCAGAAGAUGACGACGACGACGAUGAUGAUGAUGAUGAGAAUGAAGCUAUGAUAGCAGUGGCGGAAGAGGAAGAGAGGAGGCAGGUAGUAGAGAAGAAGAGAUUACACGCGCAAAGAGACGAAGAGUUGAGCGGUGGUGUGGCAGCUGCACUAGCGAAGCUACGUCAGAUUAAUUGA